GACCAUUUUAUAUUUUUUCAGAUAGUAUAAAUAGGCACACGUCUCCCCCGCUCCAAACAUACAACAAAAAACUACUCAUCAGUACCCCUUCACUGACAAAACCAUUAUCAUAUUAUUUAUCAAAUAAUAAUUAGUAUUAUGGCAUCAGAUCUCGACGCCAUUCGUGAAACAGACUGCUCUGUUCUUGGAAAGCACAUGUGGCCGGAGCUGUUGGGAAAGGACUCGGAGACGGCAAUUGCAACAAUAAAGAAGGAGAAUCGCAAAGUGAGACAAUGGGAGGUGGUUAAGGAAGGGACCAAUGUGGCAGAAGCGUUUGUGACUCAUCGCGUCCGCAUUUGGGUCGAUGACUCGGGAAUCGUGGUUCGCGUCCCGACUGUCGGUUAAUAUAUACAUUGAAAUUCAAUUCAUAAUUAAAUAAGUUGCAGAAUGUAUGCAACAAAGCUAGAUUUAUUGUUGUUGUUAAAAGUAUUUGUGGGCACCAAUUUGUUUGGGCUGAGGAUAUAUGUUAUUGUCAUUUGAAUUUUUUGUCAUUAAAUAAGUGUUUAAGUGGUGGUCUUUAUUAAUGGAAUCCCUUUAUAUAUAAUGACUUCAUAUAAAUACAAAUUACAAAGAGACAUUUAUGAACUUAUUAAAUGCUAUAGUGAUCG
Cuscuta campestris is the source of this 647-nucleotide messenger RNA. The record is from the annotation of a GenBank genome assembly. NCBI's taxonomy places the organism in Eukaryota, Viridiplantae, Streptophyta, Magnoliopsida, Solanales, Convolvulaceae.